This is a messenger RNA of Vairimorpha ceranae, 588 nucleotides long. RefSeq lists its product as hypothetical. Bases 1 to 588 code for a protein of 195 amino acids. The record is from RefSeq and is a predicted model, not a curated record. The transcript has a single exon. NCBI's taxonomy places the organism in Eukaryota, Fungi, Microsporidia, Nosematidae.
AUGUUUUACAUUUAUUUCUUAUGUUAUCUUUUUUCUUCUAACACAUCAGAAAGUGAUAUGCAUACCAACACUUUUAUAAAAUCAUAUAUAAAUGAUGACUGUAAUGCUAAAUAUUCUUCUACACUUUUUACAUCUAUUAAUAAUGCUACAGAAUAUAAAGAACUUAUCAAAGAUUUAUACCCAUGCUCAUGGCUUUCUAGUAUAAAUAGCUUCUUUUAUAAAUUUGAUAACAAUAAACAUCUGCGAAAAUUUAUCGAAAAAUAUCGUAAACUUAUUUGUUUUCUAAUACCGCAUGAAAAAUUUGAUUUUGUUUAUCCGAUAGAUUAUUUAUUAGAACAAUAUAAAAACAGAUUUAUAGAUAAUUAUAUUGAGCUUGAACUACGAAAAAUUUCAUUAACAAAAAUGUUGUCUUUUUUACGAUUUUCUGAAUCUAUAAAUCUUGAUGAUAUUAGAUACAAAAACAUACUUAAAUUAUAUAUUGAUCAAAUAAUCAACACAGUAGAAAUAUAUUCUAAAUUUUUUUAUGAAUUGAGAAUAAUUUAUUUUUAUUUAAUUAACGAAGACCAAUUAAAUACAGUUGAUUCUUAA